UUCCUUGUGAUUAGAAGAGUUUUUACCAAGAAAGUUGUCAACAAGAUGUCCAAUGUGGGAAAAAUUAAGAUAAAAACAUUCGCGGAACUACAAGCCACGACGGACAUAAAUGUGGAGCAAGAACCGCCGCCCAAAGAUGAGGACAAAACCCCGACGAAGAAAAGGGCGGGAAAAACUCGUGCUGCAACCACGACAAAGAAAGUCCAGGCAAAAACGGAUGAAACUGGUGGCGUAAUAACAGCCAGCUCUGUAAUCAAGCGUUCUAGCAAGAAGACGCCGUUGCCGGGCCAAAUGCGCAUCGAUUCCUUCUUCAAAAGCGCCGCCAAAAACUACAAAGUAAACAUAGUGCCGCUGUCAUCCGCUAAAGAGUUCGAUUCAUCGGCGGUCAAGCGAAAGGUAGCCUCUAGGGGACGGAAGCGCCUUUUCGAAGACUCAACAUCUACUGCGUCCUCGGAAACUAUCAAUCUCAAGCCGCCAGAGAAGCGGGUGCUGCCUAGUCGCAAGGCUAAGGGCAAGGAAAAUACGAGCCUUUUCGAAGCCGAAGUGAUUGACCUGUGUUCCGAGGACGAAUGCGAGCAGACCAUUAAAGAGGAGCCCACAAUGAAAACCUCAUUGAGCCCAAAAAGUGCUACCAGACCAGCAGUCGAACCCAGCAGUCCAGAAAGGGCUAAUGAAACAAAAGCAAAGAUCUGCAGCCCUUCAAAAGAGAAGACUUCCCCUGGCCCCUCGAAAAUCCAACAGAUAGCUACUCCUCAGCCAUCAAGAACCACAACUUCGAAGGAAAGUCUUUGUGCCACAAAUUCCAAGAAAGAAACUGGACGCAAACAAAAAAAGCCAAAGCCUUGCCCGCCUUAUAAAGUCGUAGAGGGGACUUCUUUCUGCGUCGACGGAUUUCAGUUUGGAGAAAUAAAUGGGGUUUCGCACUACUUUCUCACCCACUAUCAUGCGGAUCACUAUAUCGGCCUGACUAAAAAGUUCUCCUAUCCCCUUUAUAUGAGUCCCACUACGGCGCGCCUCGUGCGAACCUUUAUUAAAGUCAACGAGGAGUAUAUUAACGAGAUUGAUGUGGACCAGACGCUGAUGGUGGAUGAUGUAGAAGUGACAGCCCUCGAAGCCAACCACUGCCCUGGAGCCCUGAUGUUUUUCUUUAAACUAAACUCUGGCCAAUGUAUUCUGCACACUGGAGACUUUAGGGCCAGUGCCGAGAUGGAAUCCCUCCCGAUCUUCUGGAAUCACGCCAACAUAGAUCUUCUUUACCUGGACACGACCUACUUGAACAAAAACUAUGAUUUUUGUCACCAGACCGAGAGUGUUGACCGAACUUUAGAGUUGGUUAAUGCCUUUAUAGAGAGAAAUCCGGCUAAGCGAAUCCUCAUAGUCUGCGGCUCCUAUGUGAUCGGUAAGGAGAAAAUCUGGCUGGCCCUGGCGAAGGAAUUUAACCUGAAGGUCUGGACCGAGAAAAAUCGCAGCAUAGCAAUCAAAUGCCUAGACUGGACAGACUUGGAAACUGUGCUAACUGAUGAUCCCCGCGCAGCAAACUUGCAUGUUAUCAGCAUGGGAAAAAUCAGCUAUCCAAGCCUAGCGGAGUAUUUUAUUACUUUCGAGGACCAAUACGACAUGCUGCUGGGUAUAAGACCAAGCGGAUGGGAAAAGAAUAGUAAGCCUUCCUAUGGGAAGCGAAUCAGCACGAUUGGCAUUGAAUACUCUGAACACUCUAGCUACAAGGAGUUGGAGCGGUUCGUUCGGUUUCUCAAGCCCAAGCGUGUCAUCAGCACCGUACCUGUGUGUCGAGAUCUCUUUGUUACUGGAAAGGUGCCCACGCAGUGGUACAAGUACAAAGGUCGGGCCUCCCUGCUGUCUACGGGCUAUCAGCCAUCGAUUUCCUCAUUUCUAGCCACUCCACAACGCGUUGUUCCAAAAAUGAAUUCAGAGACUGAAAUGUUCUUAAGUCCCGUAGAGGAGAAUACCUCACAUUGUAGUCAAGACGGGGGAGAAGACGACUGGCAAACCGCCAUACCGGCGGAUCGUGUAACCAUUUCAUCCAGCCUCCUGGAAGAUGAUUUGGGUCAUAGUUCUGAAAUAGUCGUUCGAAACGAACCCUUGGGUCCGGACACAUGUCCCAGUAGCGAAACAGUCGUUCAAAACGAAGACCUGGCUACAGAAAUAUCUUAUGAUACUCAAAUAAGCAUUAAACACGAAAUUCUGGAUCCAGACACGUGCCACAAACCAGUACCUUACUCCGCCAGAGUGGGUGAAGCGGAGGACCCUAUUGUCGCCCAUGAAAUCGCGCACCAAAAUAAAGACACUGGGAGCCCCUGUGGGGUAGCCUUAGUAAGCAGACUCACGUCCGAUGCCUCCGACGACUGGCUCUUAUAGCGAUACCGUCAAUGAUAGUUCUUAAGUUGUGUCUGAUAAGUAUCAAGACAAUCGGAAAGCUAGGCGUAGUUUUUGUACAACUGUUAUAAUAAUAUUUUAAUGUUAAAUAUAAGGCUUGCCCUUAACAUAUAAACAAUUUUAUGUGUACCUGUAUAUGUUUUUUAGCUCGAUAUAUAUAUAUUUCCACAAUAUUUGGCUGCCUUUCUUCUUUAUCCCAAACGUUUUAGUGUGCUGGAUACUCUUUACAUUACAGAAUAAAUUAAACUAUAGUUUAGACGAAGAAGCCAAUAUUUAUAUGUAAUGAGAAUAACAAUGAUGUCCUCCAAUGAGUAUGAUAAAGUUAUUCAAUGGUGCUCGAAGUGCUAACGAAUGUAAAUGAGUUGGAAUUCCUUCACUGAUAUGAUUUAUGUAUAAUAUUUAAACAAUAAACGAAGUAAAAGUAUAAUCGGAUUGAGCGUUCGUUUUUUUAUGGGACCUCACUGUGAACUUGUUAGGCCCUUUUUCAGUUUUCAUCUUAUAAUACGCAUAAACAAUUGACUAUACAAACACUUCACAAACAAUAGUUAUUUUCUACAUUUACAUAACCAUGGGUAAGCUAAACCAUAAAAACGUAAGCAAAGUAUUUGACUUAUUGCAUAUGACGUUGUGGAUAUUUUGGCCGGAGCAAAACUAAAAUAUAUAACAAAAGACAUUUUUGGGGCUCCUUGCCGACAGCAACUGAUUAUGAUUUGGAGAUAUACUAGACAACAAUGAAGCGCAUUUGCAUGAUGACGAGGCUGCAGGACAGGACUGCAAGAUUUGGUUUCUGGUGGGGUUAGCAGGGACUCCUAGUGGCCAUUUAA
This is a messenger RNA of Drosophila ficusphila, 3218 nucleotides long. It is a transcript of the gene Snm1, whose product is annotated as DNA cross-link repair protein SNM1. Gene Ontology annotation, molecular function: damaged DNA binding; 5'-3' DNA exonuclease activity. The coding region runs from base 46 to 2376 and encodes 776 amino acids. The transcript has 3 exons. Lineage: Eukaryota; Metazoa; Arthropoda; Insecta; Diptera; Drosophilidae. Gene Ontology annotation, biological process: interstrand cross-link repair; double-strand break repair via nonhomologous end joining; protection from non-homologous end joining at telomere. The record is from RefSeq and is a predicted model, not a curated record.